Messenger RNA from Xyrichtys novacula (pearly razorfish), 13745 nucleotides. NCBI's taxonomy places the organism in Eukaryota, Metazoa, Chordata, Actinopteri, Labriformes, Labridae. The record is from the annotation of a GenBank genome assembly.
GCUGUAGUUGUUAGCGCACAGCUUCAAUUUAACAUUGACUGUAAUGUAGUUAAGCUAGCUAACGUCACUGACAACAAUAGGCGUACUCUCAUGUGUUUUCUAAGUUCCAGAUAAACAAUGUUCAAGAGAGCGUCGCAGUUUUAAAAGGUCCCUCCGAUUAUUUCUUCUGUCUAACUCUGUUAACGGAGUGGUCACCGCAUUGUUAGCUGGUUUGUACAACUGUCAAUUAUGUCGAGCUAGCUUCACUUCCGCCGGUUUCACAGCUGUUUAUAAACAUGAGCUCAAAGUAGUCGGACUUAGCUUCGAGUGGCUCGACAUGCUUUGCUGUUUACACACAGCUGCCAUGCUACAGUGACUCGGAGGUCUUCCAAGAACAGACCCUAAAGUGUGAGUAUCAUAUUACUGCACACAGACACGAUAUGAGCCGCUGUCCGAUGAGAAGGAAAUGUUUGUGCUGCAGCGCUCGCCACUGACUCAGAACAACUUUCAUCACAACUUUCACUUUACCGAGUCCUAUUUUUCAACUCGCAGACUUUGUCACAGUACUACCAUGAUUACCCCACAUGACAAAAGUGGUGUAAUAGAAACCCUACUUACUUGGUCCUUCUCAGAUUUAGAGAUUUUGUCUCCGUCGCCUCCUCCUUCUCCUCCUGUGUCUCUCAUUGUUGUCUUCCUCUCUGAUCGCCUCAGUGACAGAUAACAGGGGGGAAGGCUUCAAGAUUUCUUUCUCACCAUUUUUCAGUGAUCAGAUUCAUUCUCUGAGUUGAUAUCACAUAAUGUGCCCCAAAACUAUGGACAUGCUAUUUCAGGACACCAGGUGCAGAUCAGACACACCACACAGGUGAGGGUGUGGUUUUUACAAGAGGUAGGCAAACUGCACAUUGUGAAAAUAAAGGAGGGGCCAGCUAAAACCACAGAGACUGCAUACCUGGGGUGUGAGCUGAGCCAGACUAUAAUCCACUAACAAAAUGACUUCAUUUCACUGGCAAGAUCCCCUCUUUUGGGGCAAAAAAGCUCUUGGUCGCUAAUGGUACACACAUUACAUUACUACUGUCGCAGACAGAUAACUGAGGACAUGCAAGCUUAUGCUGUGAGUAACAUUCAUGUGUCCUCUUGGCUAAAAAUACCACACUAUAAGACCUGGAUUUCCAACGGUGCAAGUACUGAAACACCAUCUGAGACAAAGCCAUGUUCCUGUCAUACAAAAAUGUUUUCAUCAUGUUCAUUUAGUUUGAAUAAAGAAGGAAAAGUGUCCCAACAAAACAUAAAGUUAAUGGUUCACAUAUAGGUACCCACAGAAACUCCAUUCAACUGGUAGGGAUCUGAACAAAAUGCAAAGCCACACACGUUGAUAUAAAAUAUUUAUUAAACAAUAUACAUAUAUAAAUAUUGAGGGAUUUAUAUUAAAAAUAUAUUAAAAGAAAGCAUUUAACGCAGCAUUCACACAUCCACAUUCUGUGUGCUUACAGAGCAUAAAUCCAUGAAAAGUACCAGUCAGUCUGAACAUUGACACUGAUGUUUGGUUGUACAUAUAUUUUGAGAACUGUCCUCCUCUUCACUCCUCAAUAGUUUUCUUUCCUCCUGUCCCUAUUUGCCGAAUCCUUGCGGGUCACUGGCCUUCACAGACUCAUCUUUAUCUUUAGUCUUGCUGAUGUGGUACAAAGUGUUGGCCAGGUUGUGAAGCUGGCAGGUCCCGAGCUGGCAGCCGCGCUGGGGUGCACGCCUUGGACGCAGUUUCAUUGCCAUGCUGUCGAAGGAGGAAAAAAAGUGAAAAAUUAAAAUAUAAUUCAAAAAUAAUCUUGAGUUUUGAGAGGUAACAGAUUUGCUUUACUUUGAAAUAGGAUAUCAAACACAGAGACUUGUGUUUUCAACUAUAGCCAGCAGUGUUAAGUGGUUACUAAUGUGAUGCUCUCACCUGUGUUUCAUUGCAUUCAGGUCCACUUGUUUGUCCUCUGGAUAAAAUGGGAUGAUCUUCAGUGCCUGAAAAUGUUGCUUCUGGGUGUCCUCUGAGCUUUCAACAGCUGAGACCUUGACAGUGUCCUCUUGAAGGGCAAUAUCUGCCUCCUUGCUGUGGGUCAGAAAAUAGGUACGUUAACAUACAGAAUUUGUUACCAAGAAAAAAAAAAAACAGACGCUUCAGUCACUUUUUCUACAGCAUCACAGUUUCUUUGGAGUCUGUGUUGUAAAUGUAUUUUUCCAACACUUUUGUGCCAAAAUAGUUAUGAAAUUAUAUGUGCAACUGUAAAUUGCGCUUAAUUAUUAUUAAAUGAAUGUUUCACAUUAUCAUAAACUGUAUCUACUGAUGUCUUCACUAACCUGUGAAGUGGUCUAAGUGGUGAGGCAGCAGUCAAAGGCACAGUCAGUAGCAGCAGAACAGCUAUCUCCAUACCGCACAGGCCUGUGGUAGAAAAACCAUUAGUGAUGCUGAGGACAAAGCACCCUCCUAACCAGAAUUGUUCCUUAUAAAUUGCCUGUACAAGUCAAUAUUACCAAUAAAUAACAGAUUCCAUUUCUUUUUACAAGGAAAAAGGUCAACAAAAGAUGACAAUAAUUAUUUAGAGAUGUGUCAAAACAUCGCAGGCACCAAUCCAGAAUGUUACUUACCGCCAAGAAAACCAGAAAAUCAGCUGUGGCUUUUGGAGUGAACCACUCGUAGUGUCUUGUUUAUGGUCGGAUGCUCAAGUCUGACAUCCCUCUCCACCUCAGGUCCUUUAUAGUGUGGUAGCAGGGUGAAGGGGUGUGUCCAUGUUGUAGUCAUACUGGCAAAACCGAUUCCCAGGCUCAUGAUUAAUCAGUUAAUCAGGGUGGGAGUUUUAUUGUUUAUUUACUACAGGUAGGAUUCCAGCGUAAACAAACCUUUAACAGUUUGAUUGCAAUAUUAUGUUGUACAUAAACUCAGGGACGUCUUAUCUUUUGCUGAAGUUUACAUUGGUUCUUAUAUCUUGGUUUUGCACCUUCCCCUAAACCCCCCCAAUUCACAUCCUCCUCCAUCCCUCAGCUCCCUCUCUCCACUCGCUGCUGAGCAAUUGUUCCAGAAAUCAUUCUUUCAUCCCCAUCACCUGCAGGAAGCUGACAGAGCCCAAAAUAACCCGAUUCUCCUCCAGGCUUUUCUUUAUCGCCUCAUUUUUCCUGUGCCUUUUUCCCUUGAGUCACUUUGGCCAUCAGCGUGUUUAUUCCUGAAGUGUCCUUCACUCAAUCCCCCUCCCACAUACAGUGUUUCAAACAGAACGUCUUGGUCUUUCCUCAAACGUGUAAAAAUAAAUGUAGAAAACUCAAUUUCAGAUAACUGUGCUAUCAGGGCUUGUUCAUAGCCCCUUAAUUUCAUUUUAAAAAAGUUCUAACCUUUUUGGUUUAACACAUGCCUAAAUAUAAACACAUCCGGAGAGUUAUCUCAUAAUUUUUUAUCUUCUGAUAAUACAGGAAUUCCCAAAGGGUGAGCAUCAUGUUUAGUGAUUUCUUACCACGCACUAAAUUUCUCCCAGCUUCUCUAAUUCUCUCUCUGAAUCACAACUUCCCCUCUGGAGCCCAUUGUCUACUCUUCCUGUGACCAUCUGGGCAGGUUGUGUGUAGUCAGAGUAGUGCACUGAGUCAUUACUAGCGCGCGUGCACAAGAAAACGUUCGCAGUGGAAUGAGAAAGCAGUCUCAUGAUUCCCCGUAAAGUCUAGAGUUGAUUACCUGUUUCAUGAGUAAUCAACUAACAAAAUCUUACAACUUGCGUGACAAAAAGAAGCAGUCACUCAGUGAAGCAUAGCAGGCUUUCAUCACCACAACAAAAAAAGACGAACCCCAGUCAACAGACAAGUCCAGUCAAUGGAAAUAAACAGCUUUAGGUUGUUUAGUGCUGACUUUUUUGUACAUUUUCAAUACUCACUGAUAACUAUGGUACAUAUGGAAUUAAAAAUCUAUCAAGAGAAUAUUAAAUAGAGAAAACGUAAUCCUUAGUUGCAAUGUUACAUUGAUUGGUACAUUGAUGGUACUUCAUGUAUGUAUGUAUGUAUGUAUGUAUGUAUAUAUGUGUAUGUAUAUAUAUAUAUAUAUAUAUAUGUGUGUGUAUGUGUAUGUAUAUGUUUUUUUAUGUAUUCUGUUGAGUUUAAUCUAAUUUUGAUCAUUUGAUUUUAUUUUUCCUUCAGUGAUUCUGAUGUGGUCUUGAUUUGUUUUAUUGCCCUUUACAUGGGUAUGCGUGCGUGUAUAUAUGUAUAUAUGUAUAAUGUAUCAUGUAUAUAUUGUCUGUUCUUAGAUAUGAUCUAUUUAUUGCUGGUUUCCAUCCCAUAACAAUACAAGUGUAGGCUGUGAAAAACAUUGUACAAUGCAAGAUAUAACUACUUGCUCCCUGGGUGUCUGGUGGGUGGGUAUGUAUGAAAAAUGAAAUAAAAAGUGGGUCACAAAAAAAAUGUGUUUUGAUGCACAAAAAAUGAACCUACCUCUUACAUUUAUUUAUAAAGGCUUCUAAAUGCAUAUACAGUCUUUAUGACAACCCUUUUGAGUGUUCAUAAGCUUAUAGCAAUGUUUACGAAGUGAGCAUAAUGUAUUAUAACUGAAUGAUUUACAAUGUAUUUUACCUUAAUGCAAGAGAAAAAACUGUGUCUUUUGAAUCUUGGGUUAGAUAACACAUAACUCUCACAACUUUACCCAGUUAUUAGGAUUUAUAAAGAAUUCAUUCUAUAUAUCAAACAAAAAAAAAUUAUAAUUUCUCAACUCAGAGAACGUCCCAUCAUAGUAAAGCACUUAGAGACACAUUGAUAAGAAUUUACAAGCAGGAUUUUGUGGCCCUACAAUCCAUGAUUUUGAGUUGAGGGCAACUUCAAAAUAAUCAGUCCUAACAAUCUUAGACUGCUCCUCUGUACAUGAAUUUGUGAUGGUGAUGAGCACAGGAAAAAGUGAUGAAAAGUACCUACAUUUUGUCACAACCCACUCUAAAAAUCAGAAUAUCAUGGUUUGAAAAAUCAUUGAAACCAUAUAUUCAACUGAAAAUGGUGCUGAAACUGAACUUUAAAAACCUGAUCCCAGUAACAGUUGAAAAAGGAUCAUGUUUACCAUUAUAUUACGUCACCUCAUUUUUAAACAACUCUCUGUAAACCUUUGAGACCAGUUCCUGGAAAUAUUGUAUCACUCUAACCUGAUAGGUUCUACUGUUUGCAGACUCCUUUGUCAGAUAUUAUUUCGUGAUGCACCAAAUGUUUUCAAUGGGUGACGAAUUAGGACUGCAGGCGGGCCAGUUUAGCAUCUUCAGAAUCAUGCCGCUGUAAUCCGAGCAGGAUGCUGUUUGGCAUUGUCUUGCUGAAAUGUGCAAGGUCAUCCCUGAAAAAAGGCAUUGUUUUAUACAUUUUGAUCGGUCACGCUACGGGACAGUUUUCCACUUUGAAUCAGUCUAUCUCAAAUGCACUGGGGCCAGAGAAGUCAGGAGACGUCCCUGUUGAUGUUUUUUACAUUACAACGUUUUAACAUAACAGAUCCUGUUGUCCCUAUCCCUGCAUUUCAGAAACAAGUUCCUGGCAUCAAAUUUGAAUUAAUCAUUUAUCUUUAUUAUGAAUAUUGUGAAUGUGAUUACAAUUAAUGUGUUCAGUUAGAAUUGUCUUUGCACCAUACUCAUUUUAAUAAGAGGUUUACAUGACUCGCAAACCAUUUGAAUCUGUUUUAGCAACAUUUUACACGGCAUCCAAACUUUUCUUAAUUGGGAGUAUGGAAGGGAAAUGGAAAUGCUGUAAAUUACCUCCACACCUUAUGGAAUAUAGCCAAAACAUGGAGGAGUCAAACUAUUAUUCGGCUCUCACAGCUAUCACAAAAACAGGGGUUUAUGCUCCAUGUUGGGCAAAAAACAAUUCGUCAUAAGUGGACUGAAAAGGUCACAAAGGCCAGUGGAGUUUAGGUUACAUGUCAUUUUUUGUGUCCUAGAUAUUACAACAGCAACUCAUGACGUCGCUCUGUGUCAGGAAUCAGGAUGAUUAAAGCAGGUGGUCCAGGAUUGAUUCAUCAGGGAUGUCUGUUGUUUUCUUCCACUCCUUUUAAAGGUCACUGAGGGUCAUUUGUCUCUUUUAGCUCUAACUUGUUGAUGUCCUCCAUCUCAAGUGUCUUAAUUUAUCUUGAAGAAAUACAGGUUCCCUUCCAUGAGAAGACUUUUCUCCCACUAACCCUGACGUAGCGUACAUCCUGUUGUUGUUAGUCUGCAAACACCAGCCGGCCACUUCAGCCUCCUAGCUGUGUUUCCUCUACCCACCGGGUACGAGAGCGAGCAUCCUGCCAGGAAAGCCUGCCAUUCACUCGCACAUCAUCUUCUCACACAUUACGUCUCUGAGGGCACUCAAGACACUUUACAACAAGUGUGUGAACUCUAACCUUAUUUUCUUUUUAGGACUGCUUGUUUCAGGGUUUAAAAUAGUACAGCCAGGUUGAAAACAAAAAACAUCAGAUUUACACGAGGGCAACCUGAUUGAUCUAUUUACUUACAUUUUUUAAAGGUGCUCUGAUUUCUUGCGGAUAGAUUUUAACUGUCUGUCGUUGAUGAAUAGAGUCAAAUUUUUAUGAUCAAAAAAGCAGUCGAUGUUGUCAUUCAGUGGAAAUUUUUUACUACACUUAUUGUGCAACACUAAUAUCCCUGAGGACCUUUUAAUGAGCUUGACUCAGCCAUGAAAUAGCUCCAUCAUGUGGUGCUGCUCACAGCCUGCAUUUAAAAACUGCAUGCACAUCUUUUUUACAGUGACUUUACAAACAAGGGGGGGAAAAAUGACGUUAUCUAAGGUGACAGUGCUGAUGCCUACUUAUGCUGCGUUUCUAGGUUCAUCUUUGCCGUCAAAAGCUCCUGCAUGGUUAUACAACAACCUGAAUUCCCUGAUAAAACUAAAGUCUUAAUACUAUUACGUAGGUCAGUCAUCCUCAAGCCAUUAAGAGAUUUUAUUGAAAGAGUGUGUCAGAUUCAAGAGGAGAGAAGGAGAGAGAGAGAUGUGCCACGCAUGUCUAGUAAACCUGUAGGUUAAAGGGUCAACACAGUGAUAUAAGCUUAGAGUCCAUUAGUGGAUUAUAACCAUAGCUACUCCAUGAGUCCUGCACCUCUCUGGGAUUAAAUAGAGAGAGAAAGAGGUGCAGAAAGAGCAGAGUGUGAUAGAUACGCCAAGUGCAGUAACAGUGCAAUAACUAGAAAGCAAGUGUAUUCAUCGAAUCGAAAAGCAGAGCAGAGUUUACUGUGUGAAAUUGGACUCGGCGCUGGAGGACAAGCUCAGCUAAAGUAUUCUGGUUCUGGGAGGCUUGAUUUGAAAUUUUUGUACAUCCGUGGUUUAUCACCAGACUGGUAUCGUGAACAGCACAGGUAAGCUGCGACAAAAAUAUGUGGUAAGACUCUUUGAAUCUGUCUGUGUGUUUAUAAUGCAUCCUAGAGCUGAGUCAGUGGGCAUAAACUGCAGAUUUAGCUCUCAGCAUCUUGAACAUUUGUGAUGGGGUGGUAGGAAAAUAUUUUAUUAUAUCUUCUAAUAUCAUAAUUAAGGGAUUUUGUUUCUAUAUUCUGAAAAUUUUCUGUUCAUAUGGUGUUUUUUUUUUUUUCUUUUUUAGACAUUGACAUAUUGACUCUUUAAUUACUAUCCUCACUGUUAUGUAACCUUAAUUUUAUUAUGACCUGUAUGAUUAUUCCUCCCCCAUGUGUGUGUUUGUAUGCAGUAAACAUGGUGGUGGAUCUGGAAGGGAUUAUCCACUGUAUCAAGCUGGGGGAUGAGACCGGUAUUCAAUCACUGCUGCAGGAGUUCAACAAAGAGGUAGCACAUUAUAAAAGCUCACACACGGCGUCAGGUAUUUUGUGACAAUCUCAGCCCAUGACUUUGCCUUCUCAUCUUCAUUACAGUACGCAGAGUGCUUCUUCCUUGAUGCAGAGGAGAGAGAGCAAAGGAAAGUAAGCCUGUUAAUGUUUGUUGCACCUGUUACCUGGAUUUCUUCCCCUUACCCGGUUACUUAACUCAUUAACUGAACUCUCCCUGCUACAGUCCGUCUGUGAUUAGUAAUUCUGCUGUAUGAGUUGACCCUGAUCCUCUCUCCUUCAAUGCUUAGGCAGAUUGAGCACAAGCAGAGUGACUGACACUCUAACACUGCAUGUAAUCUCUUCAGCAAUCACUUUGUUAUUACUGUCAUUGUACAUGCGUUCUGAGGUCUUACUCGUAAACAUCUCUCAGCUGAAAAGUAGCUUAAACUGCUCGAGUUAGGUAUUCACACUUGAGGUUUUUGGUUGGAGGAGUUAGAGGCACAAAUACUUUAUUAGGCGCUCACUUCGACAAGUUUAUACUUGAUCAAAAAGUAUACACUUGAAAAGAACAAUAAAACAAGUGCACGCUUGAGCAAGGUAAUACUGGAUUAAAAGUGCAUACCUGAUGUGUAUACAUUUGAACAAGAGCACACUUGAACAAGGUAAUAGAUGUCAAAACAACAUUUCCCCCUUUAAAAAAUAAAUAAAUAAAUCUGACCACGCCCCCUUUUGGGUGAAAGUAGCCCAUCCAAAUGAAUCCAUCCGUGUGAAUUUCUGGGCCUUUGGCAAUCAAAUGUCCUGAAAUAAGAAAAACAUAUUAUUAAAUGGCUGUUGACAGCCCAAAUUCAAUGGCCUGUAAGACAAACACAUUAAUCUUUGUAAUCAGCAAUCAACAAUGUAACAUUAGAAAAAAAGUUCAAAAUGUAAGAGUUUUUAUGAUCAAACGAGAUCUAUGACCCCAUCCUGUGACCGAAGAUUUUAAAUAACUAAUAAUGUAUUAAUCACAACAUAAAUGUGAGUAUUUUACCUGUCUUACCUAAGAUGGGCCAUCACUUUGUUGUUCAACCAUCAUUCUUGUUUAUAACAUCUGGCACUAUACAGGGCAGUAAUAUAGUGGUAAAUAGCAUAGCUGUAAGUGCUGUCCUCAGAAGCCUUGAGCAGUAAAAGCUUUCGACUGUUUCUGUCAUCAAGGCCAAGAAGGGGUAAUCACAGAGAUUUUCUACUCAAAUAUCAUAUAUAUUUUUUAUUCUCAAUCGUGAACUACCCCAAAGAUGCCCGCUACAAUAUGAUAAUCAAAUGUAUUCAACAUGUAUACAUUUGUCAGAGUGAAUCCGACUUCAGUUAUUAAAUCUAACACCUUAUUUACAUUAAAUAUUUUUUUAAUUAUAUGUAUGUAGGAUCUUUGUAGUGAUUGAGUGCAUUUUUUAUUUGAUUUUAAGUUUAAGAAAGUCAGUUUUUUUUUUUUCAAUAAAUUUGUGUCCUGCCCUGUCUUGUCUUACCUCUCUGUAUUGCUAAGUAUCACAAAUCAUAUUUAUUGACACACACAUCUAGCCCAGGAAUAUUGUAUGAUUUUGACACACAACAGCAAGCUUGAUCCAGCUCCUGCUCUCACUCACAGGGUAACUUUGCCCUGAGCAUCUUUGUGAGAGCAGACAAAAAAACUGAAAAGGACACCAAAAGGACAGAAAAAAGCUCUGAUCGAAUUUUCUGUCUCUUCUUUUGCUGCCCCGCUUACUGAAAUCCUGCGGUCCACGUCUCAAAGAAAAGAAAACUAGAAGAGGUACAGAUAAUAAUGUUGGUUUUAACACUCUGGCACUCUAAAUCAAAUACUACAAUCAAGUGUGGAACAUUUGAUCUUAUUUCUUUGCUCUUCUGUUCUAGUUCAGAGAGAACAAAGUGAGGGAGGUCACUGAUUCUGACUCAGACUGUGAUGAGUUUGAACAGGAAAAAGGAGACCUCAUCACCAGACAGGUACCAGCAUUGUCACACUCUGCUUCUCAAGAGGUUUUUCUUUGGAAGCAUAUCUUAAACUGAGUUAUUUUUCUCUUUUUUCCCCUUUCUCUAGAAUUUAGCUGCUGUCCUUGUGAGGUUCAUUAGAAAACAAGUGAGCUGCCAUGUAUUGAGAUUAUGUCUACGCUCCCUGAGAAUCCUCUCAAGGGACAAAAAGGUUCUGGGCCCCCUGGUGACUGACAGUGCCCUUCUCACUUUGGCCAGAGUAGCCGGGCUGACCACAAGUGAUGCAAGUGAAGAAGUCUGUGACCCUGACACUGAUUUCUAUGAUAACACCAUUGCCUCUCUGGCUAAGGCCCGAGUGCUGCAGAGUCGCACAGAUGAGGACAGAGGCUGCGGUGAAGCUGAUGACCCAAACAAAGGGCACUCUGCCUUCGAUGACAGCAUCAGCUGGAGCGGGAGUCACAGGCCCAGCGUCAAUGAAAUGCACCAAGCUGGCGACCAUCACAGGGUGCUAGAGCGAGGGAGGAGGGAUCGCAGAGAGAGCAAAGGGGAUGAAGAUGAAGAGGAGGAGGAGGGGUCAGGAGAGGAGAUGGGGAGGAAAGAGGCCAUGAAGGUGUUGUGUAACGUGGUGUACAACAGCACCUGGGCUCAGGAGAGGUUCAGUGCUCUCAGGUGGGCUUCUUAAGACAGAGAAAUGCGUACAGAGCAAUCCAAAAUAAUGCCAAACCUUAUCAAACAGAAAAAAAGUGAGUCCACAGUUAAAGAUUGUGCUAUGCCCAAAUUUCAUUGAAAAAAAACAAACUCCAGCUUGAAGGUAAUUGUGAAAAAAGACAAUUCUAAACUCAGAGAAAUGAAAAGAUUGUGAAAGGCCCAGGCCUAAGUUUUUAUACCCAUCAACUUAUUUCUAAACCUGCUCAUGUUUUUCUCUUCAAUCAGGCUGAUGUGUGGCCUCACAGAGCGUCUGUCCUCCAGUGCAUGCUUUUCAUCUCCCUCCAGUGUUCAGUUUUAUGAACUACGCCUCAUGUUCCUCAUGACUGCACUACGGCCAGAGCUUAGGACUCAGCUUCAACAGGUCACUCAACCUCUCUUAAAGAUACCGUAUCAAAUAUAGUUUAUUAUUUACAAUGGUGGUAACAAAUGCGUCAAUUAUUUUGAUAACCAGUGUUUCUACUGGCUUCACUCCAGCUCUCACACUGGUUUUGUCACAACAGGCGGGUGGUGUGUCCAUCCUCACUGCAGCCUUAGAGAGCAGCCUGGAGGCUCAGUGGAAGGACCAGUAUGAGUGUGCGCUGGGCCCAGCAGCAGUGACACCCAUCUCAUUGGAAGCCUCUCAGCGAAUCAUAGAGAUCCUGAAAAUCCUCUUCAACAUCACCUACAGCACACACAGGCAGGAGCCAAGUGAGGUCAGUGACAGUCAUGGGUCACUGGGUGAAGCCGUCAUGUUUGAGAAAAUGUACAAAGGACAGACUUUACAAAAUCUUGCCCUUCUUUACUCUCAGCUGUACUGAGAAAGAGAUUUUUUUCUGUUAUAUCAGCCCAGAACAACCAGGAGUAAAGAAAGAGGGAUAAUCUGUGUCUGUGUUUAUUCUCUUCUAGAAAGAUGCAGCCCUCUACCGUCACCUGGUGGCAAUCCUUCGUCUCUGCCUUAUGAGGAAGUGCACACUUAUGGAUGACACAGAUGAACUGCAGGGGUGAGCAUUUAUCGAGUGGGCAAAGAUGGAAAAAAACAAUCAGAGUCAAUCAUGGGUUGAAAUAAGCUAAAUAGACCCAUAUAAAAUCAUACAAUGUUAUGAAGGUGAUCUGGAUACUAUGGAGAUGUUAAAAGCAUGUGCAACAAUGGUACAAAAAUGGUAAAUAGAGAGAAUCUUCGACAGUCAGUCUUAAGUAUUCAUAAGUUUUCUGAUUCACUGAAUUAAAAAAACAAGAGAUUUGUGUAAGUCAAUAUGAGGUGUAGGCUCCUUUAACACUGUCUUAAAUUUACAGGAGGCAUAAACAAAACACAACAGUAACAGAACGUAAAUCAAAAGUUUAAAAUCACAGUCCUCUCCAUAGAUUUUUAAAUUAUUUAUUCAUUUGUAUAAAUAAAUAAAUAAAAAUAAAUAUUUCUAGAUAUGACUUUAUUUUUCUUACCGGUUACUCAACUUAGACUUCUAUAUGGAAUUUUUCAGCAAUCCAACCCACAUCUCUGGAAGUCUUAUUUUUUUAAUCUCAAUUAAUUUGAAUUAAGUCUCGAAUUUGUAAUCAGCAAAGAACAAACAUUAGAUGUGGUUGUUUCUCCCUCCUCCCUUGUAUUAGUUCUGUAUAUAACCCUUCCUGAGUUUCAGUGCAUGCAGGUAGUAAACCUAUGAAUUCAAUGUGCCAAAUUUAAUCACAUACUUCUGCUCUGUGCUCUUUUCUUGUAAACCUCCUCUCUGUUCUGUGUUUGUUUCUCAGUCACACAGUCAACCUGCUAACAGCACUACCUCUGCAGUGCCUGGAUGUGCUGCUGGUGACUCCUCUGCAGGCAGACUCCCAGCAGAGCCAGGGCGUCAACAUGGAUUGUGUUCACAUCCUGCUGCUGUUUAUGGAAAGACGUCUGGAGUCGGUAAGGCAGAAAUGCAGAGAAGGGGCUAUAUGGCUGUGGGAAAACAGGGGUUUAUUCUUGAUAAAAACAGUUUCUUUUGGCUGAAAUACACUAAAAGAUCUUUUGAAAUCAUGUUUAGGGUGACAAGGUCAAAGAAAAACUGACACCAGUCCUCAACCUGCUGACAGAGAGCUGCAGGGCCCACAGAGAAACACGCCAUUAUGUCAGGAAACAUGUAAGAAUAACUGAUAUUUGAUUAAAAAACAACUGAUAAAUCUUUAUUGGAUUGUACCAAUGUUUACUGCUCUAUUUUUUAGAUCCUGCCCCCUCUGAGAGACUUAUCACACAGACCAGAGGAAGGCUCCACAGUGAAAAGUCGUCUGAUCCGUCUCAUGACUCAUCUGGACACAGACCUCAAACACUGUGCUGCUGACCUUAUCUUUGUUCUCUGCAAGGAAAACGGUAUCAUUAGACGAUAAAACUUUAAUUACAUUGACAUAUUUUGUUUUCAGUUUAAAAAAUUCCAGGAGGCACUAUUUAUCCCCCUCUUCUCCUUCCAGUGAGACGGUUUGUCAAGUACACAGGCUACGGUAACGCUGCAGGCCUGCUUGCCACCAGGGGUUUAUUGGGAGGCCAGAUGUCCAGGACCCUCAGCUCCAAGACCCAGUAUUCAAGUGACUCAGACUCAGACACAGAGGAAUAUCGUCAGGUCAAAGAUCGUGUGAACCCAGUAACAGGGCGGGUGGAGGCAGAGCAGCCUGACCCCAUGGAGGGCAUGACGGAGGAGGAGAAGGAGGAGGAGGCUAAGAGGCUGAUCAUGCUCUUCGAUAAGCUGUCCAGGUCAGUGUAACGGUACUUCAUUAAAAUGAAUAAUAGAGGAUAAAAAAGAUUAAAAAGUUCAUAAGUACAAUGUAUAUAGUCAAGAAUAUCUGUAUUUUAUUUGAUCUGCAGGGAUAAAAUAAUCCAGCCAAUGGGAGUAAACUCAGAGGGGAAGCUCGUCCCAAUGUCGGGGCUCAGAGAAAACUCCAUCACUGAGGGGAGAGAGUCUGAUUCAGAGAACGACGAGGAAGAAAAGGGGGGGAAGAAGAACUGAAACAUGGCAAAAAGAAUUAGAAUAACUUUAUUUAUACUAAUACAUAUGUAUACGAAUAUAUAUUUAAUAUUCAGUGUCCAAUGUGGAAAAUUUGACAGCUCAUAAAUAUUUGUUGUAUCAUGUCUGAAGACGUGAAAACCAAGCUAAGAGUGUAAAGUCCCAAAGUUAAAUCAACAUAAGGUGUAAUGAAAGCUCCACUUUUUAUCAUUUUUUAAAUUUGGACUAGAACUGCAGCAUAAAGGCCCCACUAGAUAGAGAUGAAAGUAAAUUUAAUGGCAUUGAAAGAGAUUAUUUUAGUCAUGUCUUGAACUCCUGAUGUUCUUUCUUGUUUGUGUCUUUACGUCUUGUUAGAUUUGGUUUAUCUAUUCUGAACUAUCACCUAGAAUAACUUCCAAUAAACAUUUUUAAGAUCUGA